AAACACGUUGAAAACUGUAUCAGAGUCUACUUUCCUUCCCAAUAAUAUGGAAACUCGAGUUAUGCUCUUAAUACUGGGCCUGUGCCUGUGCAGAUGCACCUGGGCAAAUAAAGAUGAUGGAUGCAGUGAAGGUGAAGUCUGGAGUGAUGGCAAAUGUGUAGCUAAAGAAGAAUGUGAUGGCAGUCAGUGUGGGUUAUUUGGCAAAUGCCACAAAACAAAUGAUGGCUACAACUGUAUUUGCCAAGAAGGGUUCAGGAAUCUUGACAGCAACAUCAGAGAACCCUGUGAAGAUGUGGAUGAGUGUGUGGUGAGUCCUUCUGUUUGUGGUCCAAACGGCACCUGCAAGAACACACAAGGCAGCUACACCUGCACCUGUCCAGCAGGGUUCAUGAACCAGGACAAGAACACCAGCGCCCCCUGUGUAGAUGUAAAUGAGUGCAAGGAUGAAAUACACACAUGUGACUCCAGUCAAACCUGUAUCAACACACUCGGAUCAUUCAGUUGUGUGUGUCGUGAUGGUUACAAAGAUGCAGAUGCACGUGGGGACUCGGCCAUAUUGGCCUGUGAUGAUGUGAAUGAGUGUUACAAACAUCCUCCUGAUUGUGGUCCAGACGGCAUCUGCCAAAACACACCUGGCAGCUACAACUGCACCUGUCCACCAGGGUUCAGUAACCGUGGUAACAUCACCAGUGCCCCCUGUGUAGAUGUGGAUGAGUGUUACGGAAAUCCUCCUAGUUGUGGUCCAGGCGGCAUCUGCCAAAACACACCUGGCAGCUACAACUGCACCUGUCGUAAGGGGUUCAGUAAAAGUGGCAACAGCACCAGUGCCCCCUGUGUAGAUCAGUCAUGUGAUGAAUUUAAUAUCGGAAGCUCCCAUACGCAGGCCGGGGGAUGUUUGGAGAGUGCCAGGGAUAAGUUGCGUCAGAUCUGUCAUGGUCUGAGCACGACAGGAGAAAAACUGCUCGAGGAUCUGCUGAUGGAGAUAGAAGAGAUAUUGUCCUCUGGCCGGUGCAUAUCUGACUGCAGCCAAGUGGCAGAGCUGUUCGCCAUCAUGGAGGAAGCCAUGAUGCUGAUCGGCCCCCAGCUCAUCGGACCCAAGAGAGGGGAGUCACAGCAAGGACAUGCCGCAUGUCAACGCACACAUAUCGGGGCGGAGCUUGCGGUGAAAAGAGGUAGAACUCCUCCCACUGGGCCGGUCAUGUUGAGCACAGAGAACGCCUCCUUCAACACCAGCUGGGAAAUGGCUGCAGGCAAUGGCACCUAUCCAGCUUUCUCUCCAGGUUUCACUGUGGUCGCACUGGUCAGCUACAAGAGCCUGAACACCCCCAACUCCUCCUUUCAGGCCCUGAGGGAGAAGAUGGAGGAGCAGGAGGGGCAGAAGGAGAAGAAGGUGCUUACGGAGCUCCAGAUCGUCUCCAACGUGGUGACGGCCUGCGUCAGCAACCGAGUCACACACCAACUGGACCAGAACGUCAGCCUCACCUUUAAACACAAUCAGGAGAGGAAUGAGUCUGAGCGUUUGCGCUACGUGUGUGUGUUCUGGGACAGAGACGCCUGGUCACAGCGCGGGUGUGUGUCGUCCUCCACCAGCACACACACCGUCUGCAGCUGCAACCAUCUCAGCAGCUUUGCCGUCCUCAUGGCCCUCUACAACAUCAAGCACACCUUUGAGCUGCAGCUGAUUACGUGGGUGGGUCUGGCCGUGUCUCUGGCGUGUCUGUUCGUCUGCAUCUUGACCUUUGGCCUCUGCCGCCCCAUCAAGGGCACGCGCACCACCAUCCACCUCCACCUGUCGCUCUGCCUCUUCCUCGCCGACCUCAUCUUCCUCUGCGGCAUCAGCCGGGCACAGAAGGCUGGCUGUGGUCUGGUGGCCGGGCUGCUGCACUAUUUCUUCCUGGCUGCGUUCAGCUGGAUGCUGCUGGAGGGGGUGCAGCUGUACAGGAUGGUGGUGAAGGUGUUCCACACCAACCUCCGCCCCGCCUACAUGAUGGCCGCCGGCUACGGAGCCCCACUCGCCAUCGUCAUCAUCUCCGCCAUCGCCUACCCGCAAGGAUACGGCACCGACCAACACUGCUGGUUGUCUCUGGAGCGUGGUUUCAUCUGGGCGUUCUUCGGCCCUGUGUGCAUCAUCAUCUUCCUCAAUGCCUUCUUCUUCAUCAUCACGCUCUGGAAGUUGGCCGAGAAGCUCACCAGCCUCAACCCCGACCUCUCCAACCUGCAGAUGAUCAAGGGUUUCACGAUGACUGCGGUGGCUCAGCUGUGUGUUCUGGGGGGCAUGUGGAUGUUUGGCUGCUUCAUGUUCCAGAAUGUGGCCAUGGUCUACCUCUUCACCAUCCUCAACAGCCUGCAGGGGGCGCUCAUCUUUAUCUUGCACUGCCUCAUGUAUGAACCUGUGAGAGGUGAGUAUGCCAAGUUCCUGCGAGGCAUCCGCACUCGACAAAGACGGAGUCAAACAGAGUACAGUUCCAACCCGUCCAGCAACAGCCAGCAGGUUGCGAAGACCAACCAGAGUACCAGUCAGUUAUAAGACUGAAGAGGACCUCUGACCUUCAGGAGACCCUCAUCACCUGGCAACCCAUUCAGUGUUCUAUUCAGUAUUAUUUUGUGUUAUGUUGUAUGAGAAACAUGGACAUUGUUCCUCGUAGCUUACAGUAUUUUUGCUAGAAGUUUACUGAAUAUAAAUUACAGUAAACAUACCUUUAGGAAGGUGGACAGCUUUUCCUGAUGUUUGCCCGAAAACAAAGCGUAAGUUUUUCAUGUUUUUGUUUCAAUUCCAAAAAACACAUGAGUUAACUUUUGUGUUAAAUUACCCCCUUUUGAUCUGAAAAAAGAGUAAGAAGCUCUAUAAUUCUCAACCAAUGUCAGAGUUGUUUUAACAGAGUAGUUUUAAACUCAAAACAGUGUUGAAAUAAACUAUUAGGCCUAAAGAGUCCACGGAACACUGUGUACAGAACAUAUAUGAUUUUGCCACAGUUACAUUAUAUUAUGAUGUCUGGUCAGUAACCAAUCUGAAUGUGUGAAAGUGACGGGAGCAUCCAGUAUGCCAAUAUUCAAUAGAUGUUUAAUAUAAUAAGUACAUGAGCACAGCAGGACUGUCUUUCAUUUUUUAUUAAGCCAGGGGUUGAAGUUGAUCGUAAAAUAUGAACAUGAUUAGUUUUGACCUGUAACACCUGUUGUAUAUCAUUUUGAUACAUCUAUAUUUGUCAUAUCUUCCAAUGUUAUUUUUUCUAGAAUCAAGUUUUUAGACUAUUUAACGUGUCUGUGUGAUGUCUGGUGUGUUUCACAAGACAUACAGUAUCAUGAGCAAAGUAUCAUGGCAGAGGAUUUCUGCUUUGGGUGAGAGACAGGAGGACAUACAUUUAGCCAUUUUAAGACCAUAAAGGGAUUUAUAAAACCAACAACUGAAUGUACAACUUAGAAGAACACAGAAGAGAUUUAGAGUUGAAGUCUGUCUUUAAUUUUCUAUUUUCAUAUUUUAGAUUUGAAAAGUCCUGCUUUGUCUGUUUGUAUUUUUUUUUUUUAAUCUUGUUCUAUGUUUGUUGACUUUUUGCAAUAUGCAGAUUUUGAUAACGGUUUUGUCUAUACUAUAUACAUCUGGUG
Molecule: messenger RNA, 3600 nt
Organism: Sardina pilchardus (European sardine)
Lineage: Eukaryota; Metazoa; Chordata; Actinopteri; Clupeiformes; Clupeidae
Product: adhesion G protein-coupled receptor E5-like
Exons: 19
Coding region: 47-2527 (826 amino acids)
Biological process (GO): adenylate cyclase-activating G protein-coupled receptor signaling pathway; cell surface receptor signaling pathway
Cellular component (GO): plasma membrane
Molecular function (GO): G protein-coupled receptor activity; calcium ion binding
Source: RefSeq, a predicted model, not a curated record